AUGACUGCAACACCAAAAGUUGCUUCGAUGGACGAUAAGCAUUAUUAUAAAGAUCCAACAAAAAAAGACAUACCAUCAACUCCCAUAGAGGAUACAAGCCAAGAAAAUGGAUAUGCCAGUCCAAGCCACAAGACACAUAGCAAAACACACCGAGUAUUGGACGACUAUUCUGUAAGCAUGGAUGGUAAUUACUCUCAUUACUCGACUGAGGACGAAACUGAACAAUUUCAUCCAGCUAGUGAGAAUCUUGACAACGAUGUUGCCAUACAGGGAUCAGAUAAUGAAGAUUGUUUACUCCAGGUUGAACACAAUGGCCCAACAAUAUUACGCGAUUCACCUUUACCUUCAGAGCUUCCCGAGUAUUCCCCACCUGACGAAGGUUCACAACAGUGUGACGGAAGUGUGAGAACAAACCCGGAUACAACAAACACUUCUAAGAACUCAUCACAACGUCGACAAAAUACAAAUGCUCACGUGCAAAGUGUUUCAACUUCUGAUCCCACCGGAGAAGCUACUGCUUCUGACACUAAUAGCAACCGUCCAAGAAUUAAACCAAAAAAAGUUCUUGGUAACUAUACAUUAACAAAGACAUUGGGUGCUGGUAGCAUGGGAAAAGUAAAAUUAGCAAUACAUUCAUUGACCGGUGAAAAGUUGGCCGUUAAGAUUAUCCCAAGAACACUUCCAUCUGACAAAGUUACAGAUAAUAAAAACAAAGACACAUCUAAAGAUGAUAAUAAGGAAAUUCGUACCAUUCGAGAAGCUGCAAUAAUGCUUUUAUUGAACCAUCCUUUUAUAGUUCAACUCAAAGAAGUAAUGGCGUUACCACACCAUUACUAUAUGUUCUUCGAAUAUGUUAAUGGCGGUCAAAUGUUGGAUUAUAUCAUCAGCCAUGGAAAACUAAAAGAGAAACAUGCUCGCAAAUUUGCUAGGCAGAUAGUAAGCGCAUUGGAUUUAAAAAUUGAAAAUAUCCUUAUAUCUAAAUCCGGUUCUAUUAAAAUUAUCGACUUUGGACUAUCAAAUUUGUAUUCACCACGCUCUCAUCUUUCAACUUUUUGUGGUUCACUGUAUUUCGCAGCACCGGAGUUGUUAAAUGCAAAAUUAUACACCGGCCCUGAAGUUGAUGUAUGGAGCUUUGGAAUUGUCCUCUAUGUUCUUGUUUGUGGUAAAGUACCAUUCGAUGAUCAAAGUAUGCCUGCUUUACAUGCAAAGAUUAAAAGAGGUGUGGUUGAAUAUCCUGGAUGGUUAAGUAGCGAUUGUAAACAUCUCCUUUCAAGGAUGCUUGUCACCAAUCCAAUGUAUCGUGCUACACUUGCAGAAGUAAUGAGUCAUCCGUGGAUGAAUAAAGGUUUCGAUGGGCCACCUGAAAAUUAUUUACCAUCACGAA
Molecule: messenger RNA, 1384 nt
Organism: Scutellospora calospora
Lineage: Eukaryota; Fungi; Glomeromycota; Glomeromycetes; Diversisporales; Gigasporaceae
Source: the annotation of a GenBank genome assembly